AUGUCUCAUAGAGGUUUAUCAGAUGUGAAAAGUGAAUAUUUGGAAAUAGGACAGUAUAAUUUUACGUGGCCCGGAGAAAAUGGAACAUUACAACACGAUUUCGGUUCUGUUAAUUACACCAUGCCGUCAGGACCAUGGUACUGGCCUUGGUGUCCUUUAUGGAGAGUUCCCCAGCAUCCACUUUUUCAGCUUUCAAAUAUGCUAUUUGUAGCAGCAUAUUGCGCCCCGAGUACAAAAAAAGGCCAACUGUGGAUGCAUACUAUUUUGAUUUUUAGUUUUAUGUUGUAUUCUGUCUGGGCUUGGCACGUCAUAUGUUCACCGGACGCCUUUUCCUGGAAUUUUGGAUUCGUAUUCUUGAAUUUAGCUCAAGUAGUCUAUUUAGUAUAUGAAAUGAGACCAGUCAAAUUUGACCCGGAACUUGAAGAGGUUUACCACACACUGUUUGAACCAUUUAAGGUGUCCAGACUCCAAUUCAAACGUAUGGUGUCCCCUGACUUCGCUCACGUGAUGUCCUUACACGCGGGUGAAGCUUACGCUAUGCAAAAUCUUACCAAGACCGAUCGACUUGGAUUAUUGUUAUCUGGAAAGGUGAACGUAAUGAGCGGACAUCAAUUUUUACAUCCAAUUUUGCCUUGUGAGUUUCUGGAUUCUCCUGAAUUUGAAUCUAGUAGAGCUACAAUCGACGAAAAAUUUAAGGUUUCAAUAGUAGCUGCAUCAUCAUGUCGCUACGUAUACUGGCAGCGCAGUUCAUUAGAAUACUUAUUUGUAAAAGAGCCGUAUCUAGCGUGCGUAGUGACGACAUUGAUCGCACGCGAUAUCACGACAAAACUGUACGCAAUGAAUAGUAAAAUAGUCACCGAGAGGGGCGCCCAUUUAGAUAUACGAUUGCCGAGUAUAUCGCACGCUCUCGCCAGAAGUCCAAGGAGAUUGCGAUCUGCGAACAAACCGCCGCCUCCGACUACCGUACAGCCGGUACCCCCAGAGAAAAGGCCAAGUUACUGGACAAAGGAGAGCGAUAAUACUGGCUUGAAUAUAGCAAAGCGUAAUGGAGUAGCUAGUUGUUAUCCCGAUGGGGAUGAGGAGUUGAUACCACUCGCCAGCAAUGAAGCGCCCACCGGUUCUUCUGACGAGCUUUCUAUAGCCGAUAGCUGUCCGGACACUUCCUCCAAGUAUCACAGCUGUGAAGCGGUAGAAACUGAUGAUGAACUCAGGCAU
This is a messenger RNA of Brenthis ino (lesser marbled fritillary), 1215 nucleotides long. The record is from the annotation of a GenBank genome assembly. Lineage: Eukaryota; Metazoa; Arthropoda; Insecta; Lepidoptera; Nymphalidae.